Messenger RNA from Siniperca chuatsi (mandarin fish), 9364 nucleotides. It is a transcript of the gene znf644b, whose product is annotated as zinc finger protein 644b. The coding region runs from base 391 to 4038 and encodes 1215 amino acids. Lineage: Eukaryota; Metazoa; Chordata; Actinopteri; Centrarchiformes; Sinipercidae. The record is from RefSeq and is a predicted model, not a curated record. Gene Ontology annotation, cellular component: nucleus. Gene Ontology annotation, biological process: regulation of transcription by RNA polymerase II. The transcript has 7 exons. Gene Ontology annotation, molecular function: RNA polymerase II cis-regulatory region sequence-specific DNA binding; DNA-binding transcription factor activity, RNA polymerase II-specific.
CUGUGUCGUCACGUUCUAUUAGCCUCCAAUUUCAAAUGUGGGGACAUUUGUCGCUUUAGUAUGGUAGGUAAGUCAUUCAGGUGAGCUGGUCCUAAUCUGGGCUAUUGUUUCAUCGGACUCGCGGGGAACUAAACUGGACAUAAAGGCUCUGCGUGCAGUCAGGGUGACGCUCAUUUCUCUACCUCCGCCGUGAACAUCCCUCUCCUCUGGACGGGAGCGCAACCUGCGUGAUUUCAAAGCAAAAUGGCGACACUCUAACUGUGGGAAAGACGAGUAACGGUGUCAGGUGCAAUGACAAACUUGAGGACAUGAGUCGUCGUCCUCAGGUGUGUUUUCUAAGAGCCAUGUGGUGGAAUCAGUGCUUCAACAUAGACUGAAAGUAUUGCUGCUAUGUCUGAUCUGAAGCCAAAUGCACAAGAGGACAAAGACAUGGAAUCUGUGUCUGACAGCCCAGGUUGUACUCAGGAGCCAUUACAGAGUCACACAUUCUCCCUGAAGAACAAUGCUGCAGGUCUGUCCUCAGAUGAACACGAAAACCCUUUAAAUGGAACCCAGCCGAAUCCAUUUGUAUACAGCAGUGUCCCUGCUGUUCCCCAUGCAGGCAAUUCAUUGCCUUCAGGAGCACUUGUUAAUGGACCUGGUUCACACCCAACCUCAGAGGUACACUGUGUCCUGAACAAAGGCACUGUUUUAUCCAACAAUGUCCUGGAUGCUGAGUGGCAAGCGGAGAAGGACACGAGCCCCGAGGUGUUACCACCACCUAGUGAGCUUCAAUCAGACGCUUGGAAGAACACAGCGGGGCCCGUCGUAAAAACACUGGCCACACAGCCAGGUGUCAACACGCCACUGUCUCACUCGGAGGAGAAUAAGUCUAAACUGGCCUAUUCCACACUGUCAGGUGACAGUGCAGAGCAAAUGCACAUUAGCCAAGCUUUGACAAAACAGGCAGUGAAAACAACAUCUCGACGGGACGUAGAAUGGUCAGAAAGCUCCUCGGAUGAUUAUGAUGAUGCUGAAGUAAUCAGAUGGGAUUCAGCAAGAGACAGAAGGCUGGAGACCAAAGUGAUGCACCAAAGAGACACAAAGCACAAUACACAUGUAAAAAGCAUGUCAGGCUCUCUAGAAAAGGUUAACAACAGCUUAAAUCAAACAUACAGACGUUUCUGUUUCUGCAGUGGUAAUGAUGUUGAAAAUGUUGACAUUGCCAACAAAUAUGAUUCUUUGGGUACACAAUCUGAUAUUAAAUAUUCUUUUGUGCCAUUCAAAGAUAUUUCUAGGAACACAGCUUCAGACUCUGAGCACCAUAUUUAUAGCACAGCACAGGAAGGCUGUAAUGAGGAAAAUGACCCUGAAGAUGAAGACAAUUUUAGUCCAAAAGUGGAACAGUUGAAGACAGAAGAAGUUGAACAAGAUCCACUUUUCUUUUCAUGCACAAUAUGCAAUAUUAAUUACCAGGAAAAAAGACAUUUCCAUAGACAUAUGAUGUAUCAUUUAGGUAAGCAUAAUCAGGUGAACAGUGAGAAUGUUUCACAGCCCUUUAUAUGCAGGGAGUGUGGGCGUUUGUUCUGUGAUAGCAACUCCCUCAUGAGGCACAUCAUUAUUCACCAAGACAUGGAAAAACUUAUGGAGGAAAUCAAAGGUCUUAAAAACAUUGAAUUCGAAGACAGGGGCACCACAGUACAGUGCCCUCGGUGUGUAUUUGGUUGUAAUUGUCCUAAAAUCUUUGUCCAGCACGCCAAAACACAUGAUAAUCUGAAGCACUACUACUUCUGUGAGGAGUGUAACUACGUUACACUGACACAGCAGGCACUUGAAGCACACUUACAUGUCGCACACCUCAACACGCACCAGCCUCAAUACAGGAAAAUGACUCAUACUAAUGAAGCAGACGAUGCGGACCAUGUUCAGUUUCAGCGUAAAAUAGUUUUUUUCACAAGCAGAGAUAAAGUUAUAUUGGAAAGACAUGAGCUAGAGCAUCAGCGAUCCCACUGUGGUCAUUGUAAAAAGGUUGCUGACCAGCCCAAAAUUGCUGGGUCUAAACCAAAUCUGUCUAACUGUCUGACUUUUGGAGAAGCAAUCCAAUUCCCCCACUGUUCCAGUAAAAAAGGGGACAUUUACAUUCAAAAGUCCAAUGACAAAACUGUAAAUUCUCAUCAGUUUAAGUCCCGUGUCGGCUGCACCGAAAACAUACUCUCACCGUCUUUGUGGAGGGUGGACAGGCAUGGAAAAUUACUGCUACAACCAGUAGAAAAAUUUGAUGUGGAAACUGAUCUCACCUGUGUCGAAGAAGAUGCUGAAAACAAUGACUGCAAGGCUUUUGGCAGCUCUAAGCAGGCAAACUGUCCUGCAACCUCUGAUUUUUUACUAUCAGCCAGAAAUCUUAAAUUAGACCAGAUGUUCUGUCAGGGUAGCAAAAACGACAAAGAAAGCGGGAGUUUACAUGCAAACCAAAAUUCUCCAUCAAUGAGAAAAAUGUCGACACCCUUGCAUAAUACUAUUGGCAAUAUGAAUGGUAAUAUAUCGCCAAGAAGGCUCAAGAAACAGUCUGCAGAUAGGGAGUUAGAGAGAGGCUGUGGGGGCAGCAAUAACUUCAGUGAUGACACCUGUGGAGCUACAGGCAGCUUCUUGGAAAGCAGCGAGAAUGAAAAGAACCCGUAUGCUCUGAGGUAUUUCAGAAAGAGGCAGAGGUUUUCCGCCAAAGACCAAAGCUCUCAUGUACUCAAGGAUGAAGAUGAUGGAGAUGAAGACUGUAGUGACAUAGAGCAACUCGUAAUCAAGGAGGAGUAUAUCGAAACUACAGUGUGUGAUGAUUCCCCAGAGUCGCCUUGUACGCCUUGUGACAGAUUUGAUGUUUUCCCCACACCAGAAGUAGAACACAAGCCCUGUCCGUACUGCCCUGCCAUGUUUGAGUCUGGAGUAGGUCUGUCCAAUCAUGUGCGAGGGCACCUUCACCGAGUUGGCUUGAGCUAUAAUGCCCGGCACAUGGUUUUGCCAGAGCAAGUGGCAUUGUGGGAUCAUCAGCACCGAAUCCGCAGAAGGACCCCCUGUGGCAUGAGGAAAAUGAGAAAAGCUGUUAAGCCAGAAACCCAAGGAGUGCACACAUGUCCCCUGUGCUGGGGUUGCUUUGAUACUAAGACUGGCCUCUCCAACCAUGUGAGGGGACACCUGAAACGAAUUGGUAGAAGUGUUACCAGCACCAGUAAGUCUCCGCUGUGCAUCCUAAAUGAACUGCUACAGGACAAAAAGGAACAUCGCAACAUCCUCCAGGUGCGCAACGAGAGCCAAAUCCCCUCACGAUCCUUUGUUUCUCAGAAGUUAAUCAGUAGCAAUGGCCUGAUCCUGAUGCACAAAGGCAUCCCAGUGAAAAUCCAGUAUGAGAUGAAGAGUCCACAUCCCAUAUUGGACAGCUUUGUACCAAAACAGGAGGCAGAGGCCUUAUCAGAAAGGAAGAAGCUUCCGGUAGAAUCACAAAGAGGCACUAAGGCCUCCUCAAGCACCUUAGUUGAACUGCUCAAGAUGAGACAGGAAAGUAUGGAGCUUACAGCGAGAAACAACCAGGAAGCCUAUGCAACCAGGAAGCUCUGUGAUUUGACCAAAGAUUACAUGGAGGAGACACAGAUGACCAGUGUGGAACCAAACUGGACUCAUGGGGAAUGUGAGCCAAAUAAGAUUUGUAUUCAGUGUAACAGCACCUUGCCAAGGCUUCCUGGUCAUCUUCAAGCCUAUGCACACAGGAAGAGGAUUGCCAUUUUUGAAGGACCAGGCUAUGAUUAUAAACAGAAGAAGCCAAGACCAAGGCCUGGGUUAAAAAAGAAGAUUUUACCCUCCUUGAAUGCUGAGAUAUACACACUCACCUGCAGAUUCUGUGACCUUGUCUUCCAGGGUCCCCUGUCUAUCCAGGAGGAUUGGAUCAAGCAUUUACAGAGGCACCUUCUGCACACCAGCGUGCCCCACUCAGGGACAGGGAUGGUAGAGGUUUUGGGUCUUCAUCACAAAAUACAAAUGAGCCCAUCUUGUGAGCACCCAGACCUUGAGUAGAGUUUUACCCGUCUAGAACUUCCAGUUGCAUGAAUUUGCACACUGUUUAUAUGUAUAAUCAACACAUUGUUUUAGAUGAGUCCUGCAGCAGUUUAUAGAUAUAUAUAUGUAAUAGUUAAUCCAGACUACUUAAUAGUAAAUAUUAAUAAUACUGUAUAUAUUAGCAAAAACUUUAUUGUAGGAUAUUGUAAUGGUAUGCUUUGCCUUAUCAACUUAGCUACUGUAAUACAACUUAUAGGAUUUAUCUUGAUUGACUGCUGUAUAAGUUACCAUAAGUUAACCACAGUGGCAGUGUGAGCAACAACAAGAUAAAAUAUUUCUUCAGUAUAAGUAAGUCUGGCAGUGCAGAACUGCCAUUGUUAGAAAAACAUUGUUCUCCUAUGUUUGUCAUGAUAAAAAAGUGCCUUGUUAUUAUGACAAAGCAUUUUGUUAUGAGAAAAACGUUUUCAUUACAAAAUGAAAAAGAAUCUCAAUUUCUUGUAACUUUUUAUGUCAUAAACAGAAAACUUUCUCAUUAUAAAAAGAAACAUUUCUCAAUGUCUUACUCUCUUUUUAUGAGAAACUGUCAUAAGAAAAGUUAAAAGGACCAUUGCCACUCCUAUAUUGGCAAAAUACUGUACAUGAGCCUGAGCAUUUCAAUUAAGUUCAUGUCUCACUUUCUUUUAGAGCCAACAUAAAAUAAAAUUGUGCUCUUGUUAAGCAGUGUACACAGGGCUGUCAUUAGUUUGUGGAUGCUUUGAAGGAUUUCACCUCUCUGUGCCUGUAUCAGAGAGAGCAUCUCUCUUAAUCAAAGUGACAUUCAAGAUGUUGCAUUAUGUUGAGGCAGCUUGUUCUGUCAUUGUUCUUCUGCUUAACCUUCAACCAUCAGUGUAAUUUCUGAAAUCUGGCUCUCAUUAUAACUGCGAUAACAACAUCUUUUUAUAAUGAGAAUACUCUAGAUAUAACAAGAAACCUUUUCAGUUACAACAACAUAUUAUAUAAUAUUAUAGACUUAUUCUUUCUCAUUGUGGCAGCUCUGUAUUUCCGAGGGGUUGGACCCAAAAUGGGUAGCUUUUUGGUUCUCACAUGAGUAAGAAUGUGUUGUAAUUAGUGACAUCAUAAUUAAGUUUCAUACUGAACAGUCUGAAGACCACUGGUACUGAACAUUUGCAUGUCCAUAACCUAUUCUCCAAACUUGUACAACUCGUAAACUUGGUGCUUAUUUUGCAGGGUAGCAGAGACAGUUCCAUACUUUCAGACAGGAAAACAGGCUAUGCAGUGUGCAAAGAUGACAUAUCAUUUUGGAGUAAUGGUUGAAGUGAAUUACAUUUUUUUCAGGGUCUAGCACUGGAAGAUAGCACUUUAUCUUUUGCCCAGGACAUUUCCUUGUUUUUUUGUUCUGUGUGCACAUCAUACACAAAUGAUUUUAAGCACAGCUACAGUUUGUCCUUCUUUGACCCUCUUCUUAGCACCUACAGUAUGUGGUCUAGUCUGGUUGAACCCAUUGCCAAAAGACUCAUCUCACACUUCACAAUUUUGAUGAAUAUGAAUAUAUAUUUAUGACUAUAAACCUGACUGUAGAUUUACCUAAAUCAAAGAACAAUUUAGCUUUAAUGGCCAAUGUCAUUUUAUGUAUUUAUUCUAUCUAUUUUUUCUUGAAAUAUUCAACUUGUUACAUUGGAGAUUUUAAAAUUGUAGACAUGUAGCGCUCCCAAACAGUUUUAUCAUUACAAGUUAUUAAAUUAUUAAACAUUUCUAUAAAAUGAAUCUUAUUUCCCUACUCAGGCUUGAUAGUAUUUAGACUUAGUAUUGCUCAGAUUCUAAUACAGCUUUUUGUAGAUAAAUGUUUCUAUAGAAAUCAGUGACAUUAAUAAUAAGCAAAAAAUAAUAAAUAAAAUGCAUGAUAUCAGCGUUCUAAAUUUAAAUAAAUUUAGUGAAUUAUUCUUAAUCAGCCAAAUAUAGUUAUGCAUUUUUCAGCGUUGCUGUUAAAUUAUAUUAACAAUAGGAUGUAGAUAUUAGAAAAUAGACCAUGGCACCAUCACACUACAGUUGUAGCACAUAAGGAGGAUAUACAGCACAGUUCUGAGAGUUGCAUUGGUAAUUGUGCGGAGAUUAUUUACAGCAGUUUUGGUGGAGUAGACAAAAGGUUUGACUCGAGUGGUUAAUUGAGCAAGCUGUCUGAGAUUUGGUAGAACAAAAGAAUUAAUUUGCAAGAGAAUGGUGUUUAUCACAUAAGAUGCUGUUAAAGGAGGAGCUGAGCUAUGAGAUAUUCAUGGUCAGGUGAAAAAGUAUUACAGUGAAUUAAUAAUUAAAGGAUGGCCAUGCUGAUCAGUGUAAGAAAAUGGACAUAAUUUCUGAGCAUCAGAUUUUUAUCAGGUUUUUGGAAUGUCUAUAUAGAGUGCUAACCAGAAACAUAGGAAGGACAAAACACUGAUGCCAUGAUGAUUUUACUUACAGCUCUUCAUAGAAACUGAACAGAAAAAUCUACCAUUAUUCCAAUGUAUGACCCCAGUGUUUAUCCAUUUUAUGUUUAGUUCUAUUAUAUCUGUAUUGAAACAAUUAUUCAUAUUGUCACGUCAAAUUAUCAUUUUGCUACCUUCAGUCACUCACGGAUGUGACAAUACUGACUCAACCUGAGUUUAAAUAGGGUAGUAACUUUUUUCUAUCUUUGCUGCUCCAAACUUCCCGUGACUGUCAGGUCUGUUAGGGGGGAAAAAUCUGCUGCACAGGGAGUGAUUUAUUUCAUGAUUUGGGCAGCAGAAACAGCAGUUUUUGUGUUUGCUUAGGCUGACCGGUGCCUUAAGGAACCUUAACUUGAAAGUCAUUAUCACCAUGAAGAAAAGAAAAGGUGUCAAUACUGGUGGCACUAUUUCAGUAACGUGAUCUGUGGGAGGUACACUGCAAUAAUGAUAUGACAAAGAUCUCAGCAAAAUAAAAUAAAAAAUGAAUUUCUGGUGGAUUUUAUGGAAGACAAUUUAGGUUUGUCUAGUGUUUAUCAUGUAAUCUAUUACUCUCUGUGCUUUCUUUAUUUCGCUGUAAACAGUUGUGACGAUGGCCCUGUAAGUGAUAAAACAAACAAACAAACUUGGAAAAAUACAGUACUGUUUUGGAUGAAAACUGAGUUUAAAGUGCAAUGUAUCAUUUCAUAAAAUACAGUGUUCCUACAUUCAUUACAGAGCACAGACACAACUUUUAGCAGCAGCUGGAGUUGACCCUUUUAGUUGUUUAAAGGUGUGUUAUGUGAUAAUGGAACAUUCCCUUUCCACAGUACACAGGCCAGUUUUAUUUGUUGCAAUUCUUUUGGGUGAAACAUACAGAUUUCAGUGUGAUUUUGCACCAUUAUUCCCAACAGAAAGUAAUUUUAGGGCUAUGUGCUAUUUUAAACUCCAGUUUUUACUGUUACAGGCUGAGUAUUUGAUGUAUCCCAUGCUAGAUAGCCACUUCUGGGUUUUCUACUUACCAGUGGCAAAGGGGGCUAACCCUGCAGUUUAUCUUGGGCAGUAUUUAAAGCAGCGAUCAAAGCUGUACAAACCAAUUGUCAUCAUGCUUCUCCAGAGGGAAUUUUGAAGUACUUUAAUGCUCCUUCUUUGGGAAAUAAUUGUGCCACUCUGUGACUUCAUUAGGUCUCCUGGCUGUUUCAAAAGAUGUUCUCUCUGGAGGUUGAAAGCCACAUUGCUGGCAGACAGCAUCCCAAGGGGCCGAAUGAAUAAAAAAGGAGAGAUUAUAAUGAGAUUGAGUUAGCCAUGACCAGAAUUGGGCUUUUCAUUAUUCCACUGGCUGAAGAGAGAGAGAGAGAGAGAGAGAGAGAGAGAGACAAGGCUGACAUAAAGAAAUGUGUUGUUGCAGGACCCACACUCGCCAUCUGCCAUGGGGGUCCAAUGGUAGGCAGCCAAUGCAUGCUUAUCAUUGCCAUGGGUAUCAAAGGGGCCUCCUCUCUGGAGAUUGCUCUAUUAAAACUGCAAACGCCCCUGUGCGCACAAAACAGAGAAAACCGUAGUAACACUUGCCAUUGAUUUAGCAAAUUAAAAUGGGAGGAAACAUUAGAAAACCUUUGUGUUUUUGGUAUGUGUGUUUAUUAGACAAUGAAGUAUAAUUGCAACUUAAGUUAAUUCAUUUGAAUAGUUUGUUUUUAUGAUGUGUGUUGCUGUAUCCUGAGAGAGUGCAUGAACUAAUGGGACUUUUUUUGUCAGCUAGUCUUGUGUUUUUCCCCAUUCAGUGUCUGUGGCAGCAGUGAACCAGAGAUCAGGACCAUUGACCAUGACCUGUUCUUUGGCCAGUUAUUCAGAAGUGCCACAGACUGCCUGUGUGAAAAAGAAAACAAGAAAAAAAGAAGAAAAAUCAAUAGGUUUCCAUUAUCUGGUUGGGCAGUGUCACUGGCCUGUCAAUGAUCCUGUUACAGCGGCGGUACAAGGGUGACACAGGCCCACACUCAAUCGCUGCUGACAAGAGGAAAACAUGCUGACAGGCACCGGGAACAAGUUGGAACACAGAUUUGCACUUCAAGCAGCCGUCCAAGGAGGUAUCGUGCAAGGCCACCACACGGCAAGGGGCAAGCUCAGUUGGGGCUGGGUGGAGGGGUUGAGAGGGGGAUUCCCAGCCAGCCUCCCUCUACUGUCUGACUGUCUAGCUCUCUACCACAAACGCUUUUAUCCCCCCAUAAAUUAUUCACCUCUGGGUACACCAAAGGAAACUUGGUUGCACUGAUUGUAGCUGAGGGGAAAUUCAGAAAAACCUCAGGCACAGUUGGCACCCACUGCUCGGCCACUCCUGCAAACUUACGCAAACCCCACCUACAGCAUGCUACACAGUGUACGUGCAGCAUGUGCAUAGCAUUACACAUAAACCACUGUGACAUCACUGACCCUUUCUUUUGCAAAUGAUCAUGCAGGGAAAUUUUAUGUCAGCUCAACUUUAUAGGAAAUGAUCAUUUUAGUUAAUAACUGACUUAUCAGGUUCCUGACAUAUUAGCUCUAAACCUACAAAGAAAACAAGAAUCUCCCCUCAUCAGUCAGUCCAGAUGGCCAGUCAGAAAUUAAGGAAGACAUCAACUGUCUCUUGAAAGAACAUGAAUCAAUAUAUUUUGACAAGGAUCAAAUGUGCUUCAGAUGAACCUUUUGGCCCUCCCAAAACAGUCUUUCUCCUCAUGUCAAACCUCCUUAUUUUUGUUUUUCUACAUGUAAUGAUCUGAUAUCCCAUGACUCAUGAGUUUUUAGGUCGUGUUUAGCAACACGAUUUAACACUUAUGACCUGUGUUAAUUCCUCUCAGAAUCUUCAUUUGACAAUCCACAUUUUACCAUAAAAAUCGCAGGUAUAUAAACAGUAAUAAACAGAUAUAUUUCAACAUGCA